UAUUUUUCCAACAAGAGUUUUUCUUUUCUCUACUAGAAGUAAACCAUAGAGUAAAGAUUUAAAGACUAACGUUGUCAUUUGGCAAACUUGGCGCUCUCAAUCUUCAAAUUGAAUCAAAUUUAGCAAAUUUACGACAUCAAUAUGGCGGAUAAAUGGGAAAGCGCUUCAAGUGACGAUAAGGUUUCAAUUAAAUGUAAAAUUAAAGAUGAACCUAUGGACACAGAUUUUCCCGAAGAUGAUGUUCCGCCAGCAUUCGGUCCAGCAGCCUUGGGUCUCCAUAGAGUGGGCACUAAAUUGCCGCCAAAACCUACACCAAGUGAACCUGUACAAAAACUCAAUGCAAGGGGAAUGCCUGCAAGGAUCAGGAAGAAAAACAGAUUUAUAUUUGUUGAUGAUUUUAUUAAUACAUCACCUCCAAGACAAUCACCUAAACGAACUAACAAAAUAUUGACAUUGAAGACACCCAAUAAGCAGUCCAGUGCUAAAAAACAGAAAUCGCCAACCAAAACACCUAAAAAUAAUGAAAAGACUGAAGACAAAAGCGAAAAUCAAUCACCAGAUCGUAAGAGUGGCCAGCGCAUUGGAAUGAGGUUGAGAAAUCUUUUAAAAUUACCAAAAGCACACAAGUGGGUGUGCUUUGAAUAUUUUUACAGCAAUAUAGACAAAGCAUUGUUUGAUGGUGAAAACGAUUUCAUGAUUUGUCUCAAAGAAUCAUUUCCUCAAUUAACAAAUAAAAAAUUAACACAAGUUCAAUGGGCUAAAAUAAGGAGAAUGAUGGGUAAACCACGACGGUGCUCUCAGGCAUUCUUUGCUGAAGAACGCAAGGAGUUAGAAAGAAAAAGAAAAUUAAUCAGAUAUAUACAGCAAAGAAAAACUGCAGACUUAUGCGUAAAAGAUUUGCCAAAUGAAAUUCCAAUGCAGUUGAUCGUGGGAAGUAAGGUCACAGCGAGGCUGCGUAAGCCUCAAGAUGGUUUAUUUACAGGCAGUAUUGAUGCUGUCGAUACUUCUAAUAAUACAUACAGGAUAACAUUUGAAAGGCCAAAACUUGGUACACAUUCUGUUCCGGAUUAUGAAGUUUUGUCUAAUGAACCACCAGAUACAAUAUGUCUGUCUAGCAUUGUGCAGAAAUUUAGACCUCGCUAUUUAAUGCAAGAAAUAUAUAAUCUUCACCAACCAUGUUUAUCAAAUAAAAACAGUAGCCAAGGGGACCCUAUGAUUGGUUGCAGUGAUAUUUCAAAACAUCUGGACUCAAAUGUUGGUAGUUUCCCUUUCCCUCUACUAGAGUUAAUAGUAAAGCUGACUAAAAUACUACAAGCUAAAAAAAGUAAAAUAAACAGAAUAAAAGAAUAUAAUUGUGAAGCUGAGAAAAGGAAAUCAUUUGGACAAAAAAUGCCAGAAGAUUUCGAGAAGAAAUAUGCUGCGGUUGUUAUUGAUCUGGAAAGAAUGAAUAUGGAUUUGCAGGAAUACAUUAACAAAAUACAAUUAUACUGCCAGCAAAUAGCACCAGGUCCAAGUUUAGCAGCCAUGUUAGCACCUUCACAUCUUAGAGAGAAAUGUCGAGAUGAGGCAGCUUUACUUGUAGAAAAAAAUAAUAAUGAAUCAGUUACUGAUGCAAAUAUUAUUGAUCUUAUAACUGAUCUCACAGCCUUAAUGUUGCAAGUCAGGAGUCUAUCAGAUUCUGAUCAGAAUGCCUAUGAAUUAGGUGUAUUGCAAGGUACUAUGGAGCAAAUCAAAAUGAAACUAGAACCUCCAUAUCAAAGACUAUUCCAAAGUAAUGUGGAGCUUCACAUGCAAAGAAUUCAGAUGGGCUUGGGUCAAUUCCCUUCUAGUAGUUAUGUGGCGGGCACAUAAUAUGUACUACACCAGAAUAUAAAAUAUUGAUUUUGCAUAUUUAAUAUUUGAUAGAAUAUCCAAUAAAAAAUAAUAUAAAAUAUUACUAACUAGGUAAAUAAAAUAAAAUACAUACAAUGAUGUAUGUAAUAUAUUAUGGUUUUAGUUGAAUUUUAUGCAUUUUAUUGUUUUUCAUAAAAUAAUGUAAAAUAUAAAAAUAUAUAAUUCACUAUAGAAUGUUGUGUUAACUUGUCUAAGGUAGGUAAAAUGAAGCAUGAAAUAUUUUUAAAUAUUAUCCAUCACAAUGCUUUAUAUAUACAUAUUAUGUACCUAUUUUUAAUAGUUUGUUGAACCAAUAAAAAUAGCUAUAAGUUAAUAAUAUUA
Molecule: messenger RNA, 2214 nt
Organism: Bicyclus anynana (squinting bush brown)
Lineage: Eukaryota; Metazoa; Arthropoda; Insecta; Lepidoptera; Nymphalidae
Gene: Aly
Product: protein lin-9 homolog
Exons: 2
Coding region: 142-1851 (569 amino acids)
Biological process (GO): regulation of cell cycle; regulation of transcription by RNA polymerase II; DNA-templated transcription
Cellular component (GO): nucleoplasm; transcription repressor complex
Molecular function (GO): DNA binding
Source: RefSeq, a predicted model, not a curated record